Molecule: messenger RNA, 2268 nt
Organism: Penicillium angulare
Lineage: Eukaryota; Fungi; Ascomycota; Eurotiomycetes; Eurotiales; Aspergillaceae
Product: phosphatidylinositol-3-phosphatase YMR1
Exons: 3
Coding region: 1-2268 (755 amino acids)
Biological process (GO): dephosphorylation
Molecular function (GO): phosphatase activity
Source: RefSeq, a predicted model, not a curated record
AUGGAGAAAACACGGAUUGCUAAGGUUGAAAAUGUGACCUUGGCCCGCCGGGCUGAACAGGUGGAUGGCAGCCUCCACCUCACCCCUCACCACUUGAUAUUUUCCCACUUCCCGCCUCUCUCCAGUGAGGACCAGGCCAAAGGUGUCACCGUCAGACCAAGAGAGCUCUGGAUUACCUACCCCAUUAUCGCCUUUUGUACCUUGCGACCAGCUCCCGCUGCAUCCCGCCAACUCUCCUCCAUCCGCCUUCGGUGUCGAGACUUUACCUUCGUCUGUUUCUAUUUCACCAACGAGCAAAAAGCACGUGAAGUAUUUGAUGGUAUUAAGCAGUGGACAUGCAAAUCAGGUCGCCUCGAUAAGCUAUACGCGUUUUCAUAUCAACCACCUCCGCCCGAGAAGGAAUUCAAUGGGUGGGACUUGUACAACCCGCGCCAGGAGUGGGUACGCCAAGGAGCCCUAAAAGAGAACUCAGGAUGGCGUAUAUCCGAAGUCAAUACCGACUAUAGUUUCUCCCCGACAUACCCCGCAUUGAUUCCCGUGCCCUGUUCUAUAUCCGACAAUACCAUCAACUAUGCAGGACGAUACCGCUCCAGAGCAAGAAUUCCUACUCUCACAUAUUUCCACCCCGUGAACAACUGCACCAUCACAAGAAGCUCCCAGCCACUGGUAGGCGUGCGCCAACAUCGCAGCAUUCAAGAUGAAAAGCUUCUGGCCGCUAUCUUCUCAACUUCUCGAUCAGAGCGUCCCUUGGCCAGUUUUGCUCAAUCUCAUUUAGAGAGGGAAGCAUCCGAUUCAAGCCAGGAAAGCUCAGGGUCGAAUCAAACAGAUCCAGAUAUGUCAAAUGCUGAGGAAAUCGAAGAUGAUAUGCUAGCUGCGGCCCACGGGGACCCUGAGGAACAACGGCGUUUGAUCUAUGGUGCACAGCAGCAAAAUCUUAUUGUCGAUGCCAGGCCAACCGUCAACGCCCUUGCGAUGCAGGCAGUUGGGCUAGGCUCGGAGAAUAUGGACAACUAUAAGUUUGCUACUAAGGCGUAUCUGGGAAUCGACAAUAUUCAUGUCAUGCGUGAUUCUUUGAGCAAGGUGGUAGACGCCUUGAAAGAGACAGACGUGACGCCGCUUGGACCUAAUCGAGAUCAGCUGGCACGAAGUGGGUGGUUGAAACACAUUGCCGGCAUUCUAGACGGGGCUGGGUUGAUUGCUCGUCAAGUUGGACUCCAGCACUCUCAUGUGCUGAUCCACUGCUCUGAUGGCUGGGACCGGACAAGUCAGCUAAGUGCACUCAGUCAACUUUGCUUGGAUCCUUACUUUCGCACUUUGGAAGGUUUCAUGGUUUUGGUAGAGAAAGACUGGCUUUCGUUUGGACACAUGUUCCGCCAUCGAUCAGGUCACUUGAACAGUGAAAAAUGGUUUCAGAUUGAAAAUGAGAGAAUUGGCGGCGACAGCAAUCGUGGAUUUGAAAGCAGCGGAGCAGGAAAGGCCAUUGAAAAUGCGUUCCUCAGUGCUAAAGGUUUCUUUGGUCGAGACAACAAUAGUCGUGAUUCGUUGCCAGAUUCUGAUGGGGAAAUGCAGAGUUACGAUUCUGACAGUCCAGCUAAAAAGCCAAAUUCUGCCCCACGCUCAAUUGUGUCUGAGAAAGAAGUCACGAAAGUCAAGGAAACCAGCCCUGUUUUCCACCAGUUCCUUGAUGCUACCUACCAGCUGGUGUAUCAACACCCAACUCGCUUUGAAUUCAACGAACGCUUCCUGCGACGCUUGCUAUAUCAUCUCUAUGCUUGUCAAUUUGGAACAUUCCUGUUCAAUAGCGAGAAGGAACGAUUGGAUACAAAGGCGAGAGAAAAAACUCGGAGUGUAUGGGACUAUUUCUUGGCCCGUCGAGAACAAUUCACCAACCCACAAUAUGAUCCUGAAAUUGAUGACCACACGCGCGGCAAAGAAAGAUUGAUCUUCCCCAAUGCGAACGAGACGCGCUGGUGGAAUGAAUCGUUUGGUCGUUCGGAUGCAGAAAUGAAUGGACCUCGACCUUCUGACGCCUCGGGCGCAAGCGAGAGUGAAAGUCCUGUCCCUCCUAGGACUUCGGUGCUGACAGGCAUUGAAACUGCGCAGGAGCCAGUAAGCUCGGGAAUUCCAGGUGCCAAUGUUUCCAACGUUGCGGCAUCGGGGCUUGCUGCUGUUACCUCUGGCAUUUCAAGUCUUUCCGUCCUAAAGAAUAACCCAUCGGAACCUAAAGGAGAAGAGAACCAGAAGCAAAUGGAAGUGGAAAUGCAAUGA